AUGGCUCCGCGCCGCUCACGAGCAGCACCCGUCAGAGUGACACUUAGAACCAAGGCUAACUUGUUGGAGCGAAAAAUCAAAGUUGUCACUGAGCAACAAAUCAUCGACAAGCCGUCACCCGUAGAGGCGUUCCCCAUGCGAGAAUGGAGCUUGAAGGUCUUCUUGCUAGAUGAAGAUGGCAACGAGCGCCCCGCAGACGUCUUCACCAAAGUCGUCUAUAAUCUACACCCUACCUUUGAUAAUCCCGUUCAGAGCUUCCAGAAAGCACCUUUCACGUGUAAGAACGAGGGCUGGGGCGAGUUCGAGAUUAGUAUCGACUGUUACACCACGGAGAAGACCAAGCUAGCGCCCAUCAUUCAUGAUCUCAACUUCCAGCAGGAACGAUAUGAGCAGACGCACACUGUGGUCUUCAAAAACCCUUCACAGAACUUACAGGAGCGGUUGCGUGAAACGGGUCCCCUUCCCACCGAUGAAGACCACAGGCCCAAGAAGAAGGGACUCGCGACCAAGAAGAGCUCCCAGAAGUACGACUAUGAGAAGAUUGCAGAGUCCCUGGAGAAGCUCGAGGAGGAGGAUCUGCUGCGCGUGAUUCAGAUUAUCAACGAAAACAAGGGACCAGACACGUACAUAAGAAGUGAUGUCGAAGCCGGAGAGUUCUCGAUUGAUCUCUACACUAUGCCGGAUGGCUUGACGUCAAAGCUUUGGGAACACCUUUCCAAGAAGGGCCUUGUCGGCUAG
Fusarium proliferatum ET1 is the source of this 738-nucleotide messenger RNA. RefSeq lists its product as uncharacterized. Gene Ontology annotation, cellular component: Swr1 complex; NuA4 histone acetyltransferase complex. Gene Ontology annotation, molecular function: histone binding. Bases 1 to 738 code for a protein of 245 amino acids. The record is from RefSeq and is a predicted model, not a curated record. Lineage: Eukaryota; Fungi; Ascomycota; Sordariomycetes; Hypocreales; Nectriaceae. Gene Ontology annotation, biological process: chromatin remodeling; regulation of transcription by RNA polymerase II. The transcript has 5 exons.